CAGCUUCUUCAUAAAUUCCCACAACCAUCGGGUAUCAAAGAAGCAGGUUCUCUCCCUCUCUCUUCUAGCCAUUCAAAAUAGUGAGAAUGGGGUUGUUGAAAAAACACGAGAAACAUUCAAAGCCGACGUUUAAGGGUAUCUUGACGGCCAUUUUAGCUACCAUAGCCGCAAUGUUCCUCUUGUUGCUCGCCGGUUUAUCCCUCGCUGGCACAGCCGUGGCAUUUAUUGCCAUUAUGCCGCUAUUUGUCGUAUUCAGUCCGGUUCUCGUACCAGCCGGUAUUACCACUGGUUUGCUAGCUACGGGAUUAGCCGCCUCGGGUGGCUCCGGUUUGACGGCCCUCAGCAUCAUCUCGUGGCUCUACAAGAAAUUAACGGUUAAGGAGCUGUCAAAAAUUUCGGGUUAAACGUUCGUCAGAGGUUCUCCAGGCGGCCGUUGGUCGCACUGAAUAAAUGAAAAGAAGGUGGCAUAGACAAAUGAUGAUAUGAAAAAUUGAUAUAUAGUUGUUAUUAUAAUUUCACAAAUUAAAUCUAGUUAACCCGAACGACCUUUUGUGGUCAAACAUAAAAAAAUCUAGUUAACCCGACUUUUCUUAGUAGUAAUUAUUACGUGGCAUUUUCAAAAUAAUAAUUCUUACUUGGGGAUGGAACUAAAGUUUUCAAAUAGCAUCUUAUUAGUGUAUGUCGUGGUACACAAUAAUUAUAAAUGUAUGCGUUUUCGUUAUC
Messenger RNA from Raphanus sativus (radish), 723 nucleotides. RefSeq names its product oleosin-B1-like. Lineage: Eukaryota; Viridiplantae; Streptophyta; Magnoliopsida; Brassicales; Brassicaceae. The coding region runs from base 87 to 404 and encodes 105 amino acids. The transcript is spliced from 3 exons. Gene Ontology annotation, cellular component: membrane; extracellular region; monolayer-surrounded lipid storage body. The record is from RefSeq and is a predicted model, not a curated record. Gene Ontology annotation, biological process: lipid storage; sexual reproduction.